GACAACCUGGGGCAGACAUGGCCAAGGGAUGAUCCAUCGCCAUGCAGCGUGCCUGCUUCGAUUGCGCGGAGGAUUAUGUGGCAUGGAUGCAGGAGCCGACCCGGGUGGUGCACGUGGAAUGGCGCAAGGUGCGGCAUGAGAAGAGCCGGGGCUACACCUCGCACUCGUGGCUGGAGCUACGCCUGCUCGAUGGCACUCGCAUGAGGGUGGAGAUCUAUGCAGAUCAAGGCUACACCGAGCUGCUCUUCGACCCCCGGCGGCUUCGGGGCUCCGACUCGCGCUUCUUCGACUCCAACAGCACCAUCUACGACGGCAGAGUCGCCACGGCCAACGACUUGUCCAGGCCCCUGACAGCGGAGUCUCUGCGCCAGGAAGCCCAGGCGCUGGCGCAGAGGCAGUACUCCCUCAGCGAGUUCAACUGCCAUCACUUCGUGCUGGAGCUUUGGAACAGCCUGGUGGUGUCCUCCCUGAGGUCCCAGCACUACCCGGAUCGCGCCAAGGUGGGUUUGCUCUGGGGCGUCGAGGAGAUGGUGGGCACCUGGCUCCAAGGCAUCGCGUCAGUGAAGUCCGUGGGCGCCGCCGCCUAUGCCAACGAAGGCGCCGGAGCCGGCGGAGGUGGAGGUGGGGAGGUCUUCGUGUUGGAGACCACCGGCCCCUUGCGACAAGCAGAUCUUCCUGGCCGAGAUUUCUUCGGCAAGAACACUUUGGAUUGCGCCUGGGCGGGCAAGUGGCUGCCUGGUGUGGAGGAGCACUGUGCCUUACGACUCGUGGAGCGCAUCCGCAACUUCAACCUGGCCAAGGUGGCCGAGCGGCUGGACCUGUCUCUGCCCAAGGCCUCGUGGACCUUGGGCUCGGUGAGCGUGACCAGCACCAGCCUCGCCGCACAGGAGGAGCGGUGCUUCCUGGCGCUGCGGGGCAAAGAGCUCCGCCUGGCGGUUUCGGUGGCCCUGGGCUCCCAGCGCCUGCUGCUCCUCAGCGAGAACCUUCUGCAGGAGGAGGAGAGCGGCAGCUGGCACGCGCGGCUGCGAGCUUCCAGCAAAGGUGCUCACGAGCUGGCAGAAGAGCUGCAGGAGGAUUUGCAGGUGGCGCUGCGGCGUAGCGAGUGGCGGCCCGCGCUCAACGCCUGGAAUCGCUAAGUGCAAAGGUUUGACCUGACCCCGGCAUCAACCCCCAUCCCCGA
Molecule: messenger RNA, 1180 nt
Organism: Effrenium voratum
Lineage: Eukaryota; Dinophyceae; Suessiales; Symbiodiniaceae
Source: the annotation of a GenBank genome assembly